AUGACCAACUCCCUCGUAUCAGCUAUAGACGGUGUGAUCACCUACUUGGCCAAACUCGUCGACACACCUAAAAUCAACUAUAGGGAAUUGGUGAUCCUCAGUACAUGGGUUCAAACAGCUUUUGAAGUCUAUAUCUUACGCCGUCAAUUACCAUGCUAUGAGCGACCUCUUCCACCGCCUGCACUGAAACAGCACGUAUCAAAAGAGACAUUCACGAAAGCUCAAUCGUACAGUAAAGACAAGACCAGAUUCGCUCUUCUGAAAUUGAUCUUUGAUCAGUUCCUAGGCUGGGGUCUAAUCAAAUUAGGUGCUUAUGCUGGAUUAUGGAAUUUCACUGGUGGUCUUUUGAGUAAAAUUGGUAUCUCACCUAAUCGAGUUACUACACAUUCAUUAGCAUGGAUGACGGUGUUAACUCUCAUCUCUUCUUUCCCCGGUUUACCUUGGUCGUACUACCAAACAUUCGUAUUAGAGCAGAAACAUGGUUUCAACAAGUCAACGGUCAAGUUAUGGGUUAUGGACACGAUCAAAACCUACGCUCUGGCAGCUGUCAUUGGGCUUCCUGUCUUAGCUGGGUUUUUGAGGAUAAUCGAUUGGGCAGGUAAAAGCUUUGUACCAUGGUUGAUGGUCUUCCUGAUCGGUAUUCAAUUAACACUUCAAAUUGUUUAUCCGACAUUCAUCCAACCACUCUUCAACAAGCUCGAACCUCUCCCUCAAGGUGAACUCCGAACCAAAGUUGAGGAACUUGCUGGUCAACUAGGCUUCCCUCUCAAACACCUUUAUGUGAUUGAUGGAAGUAAGAGAUCAUCACAUUCUAAUGCAUAUUUCUACGGUCUGCCCUGGUCAAAGCAUAUCGUCAUUUACGAUACCCUUAUCAAGGAUAGUACUGUAGAUGAAGUCGUUGCUGUACUUGGCCAUGAGCUAGGACACUGGUAUUAUGCCCACCCAACCAAACUCCUCCUUGUUACCCAACUCCACCUCCUAUUAACUCUCACCAUUUUCUCAAUCUUCAUCAAUAACAAAUCUCUCUACGCUUCGUUCGGAUUCGAUCCUUCUCUGGCCGUCGCUAAACCUCAACCCAUCUGUAUUGGAUUCAUGUUAUUCCAACUCGUGCUUGAACCUACCGAUGCGUUUGUCAAGUUCUUGUUGAACGCUGAGACUAGACGAAUGGAAUAUCAAGCGGAUGAAUUCGCCGUUCAAUUGGAUAAGAAAUCCGAUUUAUCAUCUGCAUUAAUCAAAUUACAUAUAACCAACUUAUCUUCACCUCAUAACGAUUGGCUUUACUCGAUGUAUCAUCAUUCUCAUCCUACUUUACCUGAAAGAUUAAAUGCGAUGGAUAAUUAUAAAGGUGAGAAGAGGUUGAAACUGAAAGGUAAAGAGACGAAAACAGAGACUGAGGGAGCAGAAGGUAAGAAGGACUUGUAA
Messenger RNA from Kwoniella botswanensis, 1422 nucleotides. RefSeq lists its product as uncharacterized. Gene Ontology annotation, cellular component: endoplasmic reticulum membrane. The transcript has 9 exons. The coding region runs from base 1 to 1422 and encodes 473 amino acids. Lineage: Eukaryota; Fungi; Basidiomycota; Tremellomycetes; Tremellales; Cryptococcaceae. Gene Ontology annotation, biological process: CAAX-box protein processing. The record is from RefSeq and is a predicted model, not a curated record. Gene Ontology annotation, molecular function: metalloendopeptidase activity.